CGACUGGGGGAACCCAACCCUUCCUUAGUCUUGAACAUAUGUAAUCUUGCAGCUCAACAAAAAAUGGCAGCUCGUACGAAUAUUUUCAAACAAAUGGAAAAAGUGAGCAGUACAACGGCAUCACCCCGUACUAUGAAUCCAAACUCAAUCAAGGAUGCACUACUUCGAUGGGUUCAAAAUCGAGUGCAAGGAUAUCCGAAUGUCUCCGUCACCAACUUCUCAUCGUCAUGGGCAGAUGGAAUGGCUUUCUGUGCGCUAAUCCAUCGAUUCGCACCGGAUGCAUUUGACUUCAACAAAUUGGACCCAAAAAACAGAAAACAGAACUUUGAACUCGCGUUCAGAGUAGCAGAAGAACAUGGAAUUUGUCCGCUAUUGGAAGUGGAUGACAUGAUUAUGAUGGGUGAUCGACCAGAUUGGAAAUGUGUAUUUACCUAUGUGCAAUGUUUCUACAAACAAUUCCGUGAACACCCUUAA
Molecule: messenger RNA, 474 nt
Organism: Haemonchus placei
Lineage: Eukaryota; Metazoa; Nematoda; Chromadorea; Rhabditida; Trichostrongylidae
Source: the annotation of a GenBank genome assembly